Molecule: messenger RNA, 3490 nt
Organism: Ilyonectria robusta
Lineage: Eukaryota; Fungi; Ascomycota; Sordariomycetes; Hypocreales; Nectriaceae
Product: glycosyl transferase family group 2-domain-containing protein
Exons: 10
Coding region: 276-3158 (960 amino acids)
Source: RefSeq, a predicted model, not a curated record
CGAGCUCCUUCGAGGCCCGAACAAGGCGUAAUCCCCCUCAGGCUCACCAAACUUGGACACGCAUCUGGAACACGGUCCGACGAGUAACUUUCAUAACAUGGCCUAGGGUCGUUCGCCCUCUGCCUCCCCUCUUGGCCUGAUUAACUUGACUUGAUUUCCGUCUUCUUCCCAAGGCCUUCCCCCUUUCCUCCCCCGAGGCAGAUCUUCAGGUUUGUGUGGAAAAGGAUUCCUGCGUGCAAGCUUUCCCUGCGAGCAAGCCCCCAUCCUCUCCAACAAUGGCCUCCGAGAAGAUGCGCUCUCGCUUCCGCGAGUCGAUUACGUCUAUGCCUGCCACGCCUUCUGCCGAUGCGCAGACUCUGAAGAAGCUUGAGGGUGAUUUUCCUUCAGUCCUUUCUCCUCAGUCCCCCGAGCGGCCUCUGAGAGGAUACCCUCCAUCACGGUCUGGUCACAGCUCCUUUUCAGGGACGCCUGUGAUGAAUCCUCCCGAUGCAAAGGAGCCGGCACUGGUUGCCAAAUACCUCGCCCGUCGAGCAACCCUGCUCGGCUGGUUUGAGGAACCUGCCGCGGCCGCCAUUACCAGUGGCUGGUCUUCUACCUGCGUUGCGCUGAAGAAGCCUGACGGCACUUAUGCCUAUGCACCAGAUGACCCAAGCCCUGACCUGGUGGCUGCUGUCGCCCGCCUGGAAGAGAAUGCCGUCGUGUCCAUGGCCUCGGAGGUGACCAACACCGUCCUUGACACCAUCACGCCUGACCAGGCGAGCCUGCUCGUGGAAAGUACCGGCGCCCGCAUUCCCAUUGUUCCCAGCUUGGCCGACGUCCGUCAGUCGCUUGUGCACUCGACCAGCUCAUGCAUCGUCGUCCAGGAGCGCUGCGUGCUCAUCUGGUCCAACGUACCAAACACGGUUAUCAAUGUAGCACACAACGUUGAGAAGCAGCUACUCGGCUUUAUUGUUGGCCCUUCAAUGCCCCGCGGAUUGCUUGCUCAAACCGAGGAGCAGUCAAUUGACGGCCUUCCUACGCCUGUCCGUGGUGCUAUUGACGAGAAGAAUUCGGUCUACCAACUCGCCAUCAAGGUCGAGGAGGGCGAGGACGCAGAUGAGGACCUCGAGGGUAAUCCGCCUGUGCGGCCUGCCCUGAGGGUGCACUCGUUCCGAAUUGGUAUCGUCAUGAUCUUGGUCAUUCUCACGCAGAGCAUGGGUGUUUCCAAACUUCUGCAUGAAUUCACUUGGGACGGCGAUUACAAGCGAUUCAUCUUGGUUGUCGUUAUCCCACCUCUCUGCCUCCUGUCACUGUUCUUCUUCAUUGUCGUUGUCAGCAGUGUCUUUCAGCUGCUUCUCCCGGCCGGCAUGUGUUUGAGAAACUCGAGAUACCAUUCUGCUGUCAAGCCCAAUCGCAAGCGCUACGUCAACUAUGAGCUGCCGCACAUCACCGUGCAGAUGCCCGUAUACAAGGAGGGUCUUCGCGGUGUCGUUGUCCCAACUAUGGUCUCUGUCAUGGCUGCUAUCCAGUACUACGAGAACCAGGGUGGCACUGCAUCUGUCUUCAUCAAUGACGACGGCAUGCAGUGCAUCCAGCCUGAGCUGGCCGCAGCCCGUAAGCAAUACUACCGCGAGAAUGGCAUUGGAUAUUGCGCACGCAUGCCCACCAUGAAGACCGCAAAGGGUGGCGGCUUCCUCUCGUGGUUCAAGCGAUCUCCCCCCGUUGACCCCGAGGUGGACAACCAGGAUGAGAGCGAGCUCAGCCCGCAAGGUCGCGCCAACAAGCUUGGCUUCGUGCGCAAGGGCAAGUUCAAGAAAGCCAGCAACAUGAACUAUUGCCUUGCCUUCUCCAACCGCGUCGAGGACGAGCUGCACCGCUUGACGGAGCUCGAGUGCACCAACCGCAACUGCACCUAUGAGGAACUAUCUGCCGAGGACGACGAUGCACUCUAUGAAGUGGCCCUGCAGAACAUGCUCGACGCUGACGAGGGCAAGACUUGGGCUGAGGGCAACAUCCGCAUGGGCGAGAUCAUCCUCAUUAUCGACUGCGACACCCGCGUCCCCAUUGAUUGUCUUCUCUAUGGCGCUCUCGAGAUGCAUGAAAGCCCCGAGGUCGCCAUUCUGCAGCACGGCUCAGGUGUCAUGCAAGUUGCCCACAACAUCUUCGAGAACGGCAUCACCUACUUCACAAACAUUGUCUACACGGCCAUCAAGUACGGUGUUGGCACCGGUGAUGUCGCUCCCUUCGUCGGCCACAACGCCUUCUUGCGCUGGAAAGCCAUCCAGAGCGUUGCCUUUGUCGAUCCCUCCGACGGCAUCACCAAAUGGUGGUCUGACUCGCAUGUGUCCGAAGACUUCGACAUUAGUCUGCGCAUCCAGGUAGCCGGCAUGGAUUGUCGUCUGGCUACCUACCAUAACGGCGGCUUCGAAGAGGGUGUCUCGCUGACUGUCUACGACGAGCUGAACCGUUGGGAAAAGUACGCCUACGGGUGCAACGAGCUUGUCUUCCAUCCCUUCUACCAAUGGCCCUACAAGGGCCCCGUCACGAGGCUGUUCCUCCGCUUCCUCUGGAGCAGCAUGCCAGUUUCCAGCAAGGUUUCCAUCAUUGCUUAUAUCUUUACCUAUUACGCCAUCGCUGCCGGUAUGCUGCUUACCGUCGUCAACUAUGUGCUUGUUGGCUUGUUCUUCAUGGAGCUCGACCACUUCUAUACUCCUUCAUGGGGUAUCUGGGUGUCUCUCCUGGUCGUCUUCAAUGGUGUCGCCUCCAUAUCCUUCAGUAUGACGCGUCACCGGCUCAAGGAGAGGUCGUUCUGGGUCACCAUCCUCGAGACCGUCAAGUGGUUACCGUUCCUGCUCCUAUUCUUUGGUGGCAUUAGCAUCAACUGUGCCAAGGCACUAUUGUGUCACGCCUUCUCCGUCAACAUUGAGUGGGCUUCCACCUCCAAGGAGCUUGGCCCCACGGGUAUCUAUAUUGGUCUGAACAAGAUGAUGCACCGGUUCAAGUACACAUUCUUGAUCUGCUUCGUUAUCGCUGGAGGCAUGAUCUACAUGGCCGUCGGCGCGCCGUGGGGCUGGACCAUUGCCCCUGGUCAGUUCUCGACCGGUACCUACGCCAUCGUUCCGCUCGCUGUGCAGGUGGCCUGUUCGUUCACUCUCCCUCUGUUCCUCGGCCUGACUUGAGCGGGUGCCCUCAGGAAAAGUUAACGACUUAAUAACCUCUGUGCUCUAUAUGAGCGAAGAGGAAACAUGGAUGUCGCCGUCCCUAAUUCAUUCCUUAAUGUUCCGCUAGAUUCACUUCUCUGCGGAUGGCUUGACAGAUAUACUACGCUAUUGGAUCGGCGUUUAGAGUUAUUGCGUUAUUGAGUAGGACUUUUCAUGUGGAAACAUAAGAUUGGAUGGAAGUUUACGGUAAAUAGUGGGUAUUUAUAUAGACAUGGGUAUAUUUAAUAAGAAGCAUGGGGGUAAUAGACUUUGUGGUCCCAAUAGUCAAUCCGGAUCCUGCCCAUUUGGGG